AAUGAUGUCAUAUAAAAAAGAACAGAGGGAGUAUAAAUACAAGCAGUCCGUGCAGAUCCAAGGUCAGCAGGCCGUGCCGGUGCCACCUCGAGAACGCAAGUCGCGAGCUUUGGAGCCAUCUCAGGAGGGAGGACGAGGCUACGUCCAGGAGGCUCGGCAGAAGAUCGCCGGGGACAGCGCGCGCCAUGAAGCUCGCGGAGCGGGGCGACGAGCCGGAGUCGGAGCGGCGGCGCGGGUACAAGGGCGUGCGGCGGCGGCGCUGGGGCAAGUGGGUGUCGGAGAUCCGGGUGCCCGGCACGCGGGAGCGCCUGUGGCUCGGCUCCUACGCCACGCCCGAGGCCGCCGUCGUCGCGCACGGCACCGCCGUCUACCUCCUCCGCGGCGGGACCGGCGCGGGCGCCGCCGCCGCCGCCGGCGACGUCGCGGCGCUCAACUUUCCCGAGCGCGCGGCGGCCGCGUACGGCGCGGGCCGGCUGUCGCCGCGGUCCGUGCAGCGCGUGGCGUCUGACGCCGGCAUGGCCGCCGACGCGCAGCUCGUGGCGGCGCGGGACAGCGCGCCAGCGCACAGGCACGCGGAUCGUCGCACCGGCAUUGCCAGCGCGCAAGGCGGCGGCGCGAGCGCGCGACCGCGCUAUCAGGACGCUGGCGCGUACACGAGCCAAGCGCGUGCUACCAGGAACAGUGCGGGCGCGAGCAGGGAGCAGCAGCCUGUCUCCGGGGAGAUUAGCGUGGAUGACAUAGAGAUUCUGGUGUAAUAACUAGUCAAAAUAAAGAUAGAACUGAAAUUAACUGCGCAAUGAAUAACUUUUUUGGCACGUACAGUGCCAUUGCCGAAUCCAAAUGCAUGAAUAAACCAGAUG
This is a messenger RNA of Panicum virgatum (switchgrass), 860 nucleotides long. Its product is annotated as ethylene-responsive transcription factor ERF020-like. The transcript has a single exon. Lineage: Eukaryota; Viridiplantae; Streptophyta; Magnoliopsida; Poales; Poaceae. Bases 186 to 755 code for a protein of 189 amino acids. Gene Ontology annotation, biological process: regulation of DNA-templated transcription. Gene Ontology annotation, molecular function: DNA-binding transcription factor activity; DNA binding. The record is from RefSeq and is a predicted model, not a curated record.